AGGGAGGACGGACUGGAUCGAGUAGAUCCGCUUCGAGGAAAAAGGGGCAGAUCCGGGAUCAGUUCCUCUCGGUCGCUCGGCUCGGUUCCGUUCCGCCGGGUUCUGCUGGGUUUUUAAGGGACUUGUAAAGGCGAGCCGGAGGAAGAAGGGAGGACGCGGAAGAGGAGGAGGAAAGUGCAGAGAAGAGGAGGAAGAUGCCGCUGGCGCAGCUGGCCGACCCCUGGCAGAAGCUGCCGGGGGGAGAACAGGAAGCGCACCACGACCCUGAGGACCUGGUCAGCGAGGACGACUCACUUCCUGCCUGCACCGACGAGGAGCCGGUGAAGGAGAUCAACAUCACGCACCACGUGAAGGAGGGAUCGGAGCGCGCCGACCCGCGGCAGUUCGAGCUGCGCAAGGUCCUGGGCCAGGGCUCCUUCGGCAAGGUGUUCCUGGUGAGGAAGGUGACGGGGCCCGACGCCGGGCAGCUCUACGCCAUGAAGGUCCUGAGGAAAGCCACGCUGAAAGUGAGGGACCGGGUCCGGACCAAGAUGGAGAGAGACAUCCUGGUUGAGGUCAACCACCCCUUCAUCGUCAAGCUGCACUACGCGUUCCAGACGGAGGGGAAGCUCUACCUGAUCCUGGACUUCCUCCGGGGGGGCGACCUGUUCACUCGACUGUCCAAGGAGGUGAUGUUCACGGAGGAAGACGUGAAGUUCUACCUGGCCGAGCUGGCUCUGGCUCUGGACCACCUGCACGGGCUCGGCAUCAUCUACCGGGACCUGAAGCCUGAGAACAUCCUGCUGGACGACGACGGACACAUCAAGCUAACCGACUUCGGGCUCAGUAAGGAGUCCAUCGACCAGGAGAACAAGGCCUACUCCUUCUGCGGGACGGUGGAGUACAUGGCCCCGGAGGUGGUGAACCGGCGAGGACACACGCACAGCGCCGACUGGUGGUCCUACGGAGUUCUGAUGUUCGAGAUGCUGACCGGGACGCUGCCGUUCCAGGGCAAGGACCGGAAAGAGACCAUGACCAUGAUCCUCAAGGCCAAGCUGGGGAUGCCCCAGUUCCUGAGCCUGGAGGCCCAGAGUCUCCUCCGGAACCUGUUCAAGCGGAACCCGGGAAACAGAUUAGGAGCCGGGCCGGACCGGGUGGAGGAGAUCAAGAGGCACCAGUUCUUCAGCACCAUCGACUGGAACAAACUGCACCGCCGGGAGCUCCACCCGCCCUUCAAACCAGCGCCGGGUCGACCCGACGACACCUUCUACUUCGACCCCGAGUUCACGGCUAAAACUCCCAGAGACUCCCCGGGCGUUCCCCCCAGUGCCAACGCCCACCAGCUCUUCAGAGGCUUCAGCUUCGUGGCCAUAACGGAGGAGGAGACGCAGCCGCUGCCCAACACCAUCCUACCGCAAAUCUCCCGGAGCAGCGCCCAGUUCUCAGACGUCUAUGAGACCAAAGAGGACAUCGGCAAAGGUUCCUACUCCGUCUGCAAGCGCUGCGUCCACAAGGCCACCGGCAUGGAGCACGCCGUCAAGAUCAUCAACAAGGCCAAGAAGGACCCGGCGGAGGAGGUGGACAUCCUGCUGAGAUACGGACAACACCCCAACAUCAUCACCCUCAAGGAGGUGUACGAGGACGGGCGCUCGCUGUUCCUGGUGACGGAGCUGAUGAAGGGCGGAGAGCUGCUGGACAAGAUCCUGCGGCAGAAGUUCUUCUCCGAGAGAGAAGCCAGCGCCGUUCUGUUCACCAUCACCAGGACCCUGGAGUACCUGCACGUGCAGGGGGUGGUGCACCGGGACCUGAAGCCCAGCAACAUCCUGUACGUGGACGAGAGCGGGAACGCCGAGUCCAUCCGGAUCUGCGACUUCGGCUUCGCCAAGCAGCUGCGGGCCGAGAACGGGCUGCUGAUGACGCCGUGCUACACCGCCACCUUCGUGGCCCCCGAGGUGCUGAAGAAGCAGGGCUACGAUGCUGCCUGUGACAUCUGGAGUCUGGGAGUUCUGCUGUACACCAUGCUGACCGGCGUGACCCCGUUCUCCAACGGCCAGGAGGACGACACCCCGGAGAAGAUCCUGUCCCGGAUCGGCAGCGGCCAGUUCUCCCUCAGCGGCGGCUACUGGGACUCGGUGUCCCUGGAGGCCAAGGACCUGGUCUCCAAGAUGCUGCACGUGGACCCCAGCCAGCGACUGACGGCCAGCCAGGUGCUGCGGCACCCGUGGGUGACGCACCGGGACCAGCUGCCGCGCUACACGCUGAACCGGCACGACGCGCCGCACCUCGUCAAGGGCGCCAUGGCGGCCACCUACUCGGCCCUGAGCAGGAAGGUUUCCCCGGUGCUGGAGCCGGUGGGCUCCUCCACCCUGGCCCAGCGCAGGGGGCUGAAGAAGAUCGCCUCCACCGCUCUGUGACCCACACCCGCCUCCACCGCCCUGUGACCCCCGUCACCUCCACCUGCCUCCACCGCCCUGUUACCCCCCCUCCCCCCGUCACCUCUGACCUCCAUCUGCCACUGCCGGACCCCCACCCCCCCGCCGGUCCGGUGGGACAGACUACUGAUGGACUUGGCACCUGCUAACGCCAAAUAGGAGCACAAAGACCCCCCCAUCCGCCCCCCAUCCGCCCCGUACUGCACCUUAACGGGCUCUUGUGAUUGGAUCUCAGCUUCGGCAUCGCAGAUCCGCAGCUGCACUGAGACGCAAAUAAAGAAAUCUGUGGACUUCCCCGCGCCGCCGAGUCCUCCGGCAGCGGUUUUGCUUCGGACAAUCAGCCGCGCCUCGCAGAUCCAGAGGCCGAGCACCCGUCAGGAACACAAAAGUACUGUAUUUAUUUACUUCAAGCGGGAAGAUUAUAGGCAGAAUGCAUUUUAAAGAGCUAGGCCCGCCGUUGCGCCGGCUCUGCGUAGCGUUUCAACCUCAAGUAGCCUCCGAGACGCCGCCGUCUGCAGGGACACAGAAGAUGACCCCAAACAUCACUUAGUUUUUGUGGGUAAACAGAGGUUUCUAGUAUUUUAAGAUUCAGGAGAAAAACACAAGCAAAGAACAAAGAACAUAAGCUGUUGAGCUGAGAUGCAACAUCAGAACAUCAGAACUGGGAUUCGCCGAAACCCUGAAAAUACAACUUAUCCUGCCUUUUCAUUUCCGUGCAGAAAGCUGAGCGGCACUCUUCUGCCCCCUGGUGGCCACCGAAGGGUCGCGCGCCUCGGAUUGUGAAACACACUCUGGACACUUUUUGUUUUCUAAUUUAAUGUUUUUUAAGUGGGACCACUGUCGGUGUUACUCUGGACCGCCUGCGCUCAGAUUUAACGCCUUUUAUUUGACUUGUGAUGAACCAGAUUGAUGCAAAAGAGGAAAAAAAAAAGGUCUAAAUCUGAGGCGCUGCGGCAUGCUGGGAGCUUGGAGACGAGCUCCAAACAUUUGGCUUCGCCAGGAGAUUAAUGUGACAUUUUAGCAAUUAUGUUUUAAUGAAAAAUGUAUAUUAUCACCAUAUUUUACCUUAAAAACGUCCUUUAAAAUUUUUUUGAAGCACUUCAAUUAGAUUACAUUUCUUGAAAUUGGGCAUCUUUAAAAAAUAACACCUGUGACUUUGAAACGGCAUUAUGAAUGACUUUAUAAAGUAGCUUUUUCUGUGUAUGUAUGUUUUUCAUCACCAAAACUUGUCCUGAUAAAUCAGUAUAUUCUUCUUUUUAAAGUUGGAAAAUUCAAAAGAAAAAUAAUUCAGGUUUAAAUUUUCUCUUAAGCUUUUCAAAUAUUUUUAAAGCCACUCUAUGUAAGAUAGCUCACUAGAAAGUCAGUGUAGACGCAACAAUGUGUAGCGGUACUACUACAUAGGGUGGCUUUAAAAUUGCAGGACAGAAAAUGGCAACUUGCUUAGAUACGGCUUAAUGAUUAAAUUCUUGUCAAGUUAUGAUCCAAACAAGCGCUGGUUCUGUUUCUGUCACCGCAGCUCUGAGACUAUCAAAGAAAUUCAGUAAAAGCUUUGGAAAACUAAAAAAGGUGCUUUCCUGGAUCACCAACGGGAACUUCCCCUUCAGCCGAUGUGUUUUUACAAAGAUGAGACUCUGAGCUAAAGGGACACCUCGCUGGUCCGGUAGCGGCUGGAACUGGAGGACACUAAGCAAACGGGGGAUGUUGUAAGGAUGAAAAAAAGGGAUAGGGGGCAGGGAUUUGAGAUUCCCGCUUCCAUAAAGCAUCACCUGAUCUGGGAACAGCGUUGGACCUCCUGUGUGUGCCGACUGACGUCUCUGUACUCGCAGGACUGUAAACUCAGGGUUCACCAAUAAACGAGAUGCAUCUUUAACAUCCAGGAGGAGGGAGCGUCUGCAGGGAGUGUUCCUAGGGAGCGUUCAAAGGGAUUGUUCCUAGGCAGCGUUCGAAGGGAUUGUUCCUAGGGAGCGUUCGUAGGGAGAGUUCGCAAGGAUCGUUUGCAAGGAUCGUUCCUAGGGAGUGUUUCUAGGGAACGUUCCUAGGGAGAGUUCCUUAGGAGCGUUGCUAGGGAGAGUUCCUAGUGAGAGUUCCUAGGGAGCGUUCCUUGGGAGAGUUCCUAGUAAGAGUUCCUAGGGAGCGUUCCUUGGGAUCGUUCCUAGAGAGUGUUUCUAGGGAACGUUCCUAGGGAGAGUUCCUUGGGAGCGUUCCGAGGGAUUGUUCCUAGGGAGCGUUCGAAGGGAUUGUUCCUAGGGAGCAUUCCUUGGGAACGUUUGAAGGGAUUGUUCCUAGGGAGCGUUCCUUGGGAACGUUUGAGGGGAUUGUUCCUAGGGAGCGUUCCUUGGGAACGUUUGAAGGGAUUGUUCCUAGGGAGAGUUCGAAGGGAUUGUUCCUAGGGAGUGUUCGCAGGGAUCGUUCCUAGGGAGCGUUUGCAGGGAGAGUUCGCAAGGAUCGUUCCUAGGGAGAGUUCCUUGGGAUUGUUCCUUGGGAGCGUUCCUAGGGAGCGUUCCUUGGGAGCGUUCCUUGGGAGCGUUCCUUGGGAUUGUUUCUAGGGAUUGUUCGUAGGGAGCGUUCGCAGGGAGAGUUCACAAGGAUUGUUCCUAGGGAGCGUUCCUUGGGAGCGUUCCUUGGGAUUGUUCCUAAGGAUCGUUCCUAGGGAUCGUUCCUAGGGAGAGUUCCUUGUAAAUUAAUGAUUGAGCUUCUAAAUAAUUUUAGCUCAAUAUUACAACCUCAAGGCUAGAAAACAAUCAGAAUCUUUAAAAACCAAAAACAUGACUUAAAUAAAAGCACUUUGGGUAAACGCUCAGCAUGAGUCUGGAACUGAGCCAUCGUGGCCACUAGGGGGCGCUGCAGACCUCUGAGCCCCUGUGGAGGUUCUUCUGCUCCAGUAAAUGUCACCGGUACCUGCACCGGAAGAGUCAAGAACCGGGUCCACUUUUGAAAAGUGACGAGGCAAAAACAGGAAAUUUUAACUAAAUAAAUAAAACUUUAGAGAAAAGGAACAAAAGACCAGCUGAUCGGGCAGCGCCGCAGUACCAGCUCUGGCCACACGGGGGCUUACAACUGUACUGUACACGGUUGACAUUUUAUUUUACAGUUUCAGCUUUUAAUUUGAAAUUGUCCUUCAUCUGACCACCUUGAUUCAGCGAGUGGCUGAAAGUGACUUUUCUCCAAAUGUUUUUUUACUUUCCACCAGAGACGUUUUUAAAGACUCCUCUGUUCUCCGGGGCCGUGAGCUCCUCCGUAACUUCCUGCCUGCGCUCAUCUGAAAGUCGUCUUCAAGGGGUUUUAUGAGGAAUAAGAGUGUUACAGUGUCGACCUCUGUCUUCGUCUCGCUCCUCUUCCUCGUCAGACAUCUCCAGCCCUGCUGCUACAACCGGCUCUCUGUUUUUGUACCUGCAGCCAGAGUUGGACUUUCUAUAAAAAUGAAUAAAUAAAAAAACAAUAAUCGUCCUGAAA
This is a messenger RNA of Cololabis saira (Pacific saury), 5864 nucleotides long. Its product is annotated as ribosomal protein S6 kinase alpha-3. Lineage: Eukaryota; Metazoa; Chordata; Actinopteri; Beloniformes; Belonidae. The transcript is spliced from 22 exons. The record is from RefSeq and is a predicted model, not a curated record. The coding region runs from base 195 to 2393 and encodes 732 amino acids. Gene Ontology annotation, molecular function: ribosomal protein S6 kinase activity; magnesium ion binding; ATP binding. Gene Ontology annotation, biological process: protein phosphorylation; intracellular signal transduction.